Messenger RNA from Aphanomyces astaci, 661 nucleotides. RefSeq lists its product as hypothetical. NCBI's taxonomy places the organism in Eukaryota, Oomycota, Saprolegniomycetes, Saprolegniales, Verrucalvaceae. Gene Ontology annotation, biological process: protein processing. Gene Ontology annotation, molecular function: metalloendopeptidase activity. The record is from RefSeq and is a predicted model, not a curated record. The annotation marks the transcript as partial. Gene Ontology annotation, cellular component: plasma membrane. The transcript has a single exon.
GCGCUUCGUUAACCAAAUUGUGUUCCCGGCCGGCUAUUUGCGUGCCCCGUACUUUGAUCGCAAAUACGAUGCUGCCCAGAACUUUGGUGGCAUCGGGGUGGUUAUUGGUCACGAAAUUACCCAUGGUUUCGACCACCGCAACCGUGAUUAUGAUGGCGACGGCAACUUGAACUCGUGGUGGUCGAACGCCACCAACAUUACGUUCAAGACGAAGGCUCAGUGCCUUAGCGACCAAUACGCCAAUUUUGUCGUGAAGAGCGACCUAACUGGCGCUGUGUUGGGCAACAUCAGCGGCCAGCGGUCUUUGGGUGAAGCCAUUGCCGACAACGGGGGGCUCAAGACCAGUUUCCGUGCGUACCACGAGUACUUGAAGAAGUUCCCGUCGCAGUACACGGAAGAAACUGGCGACAAGUUGUUCUACUUGUCGUUCGCUCAAGUCAGGUGCUCCAAGAACACGGAUAGCUACCUGCGCGGGUCUUUGGGGUGGAAGCACCCGCCCGAUCGGUUCCGCGUGACGGGGGCGUUGCAAAACAACGCUGAGUUUGCCCGAGUGUUUAAUUGCCCUAUCGGCUCGAAAUUGAACCCGUCCAAGAAGUGCUUGUUGUGGGAAUAGGGUUGAUGGAUACGAAAAUAUGAGCGUUGUGUAUUCGUAAGGAUAAAC